GCGUAAGGAAGUUCAUUUCCUAAAUUCUGUCCAAGUCGCCCGAGGCCCGUCAGCGGCUCCGCAUCACUGAGUGGGGGUGGCACCAAGUCCUCCAAGAGUCGGGGUCAUGCGUCGUCUUCUUGGGCCACAAGCCCAGGGUCAGAGCAAUCGUGGACCCUGUGCCGAGCCAGCCAGCUGGGGAGUCAGGGAGCUGUUUGGUGUUAGCCAGCAGACGGGCCGCCCCAUUUUGUCCUCCAUAAUACAAGCCACGUUUUAUUUGAUCGAUUAGUAGAACCAUGUGCUUCUGAUCAUGUGUCUGGGUACAUCUACUAAGAAAAAAAGAAAAAUGACCUGCAAAGUCAAAACGAGAACUUGGCAGGCAGGGGUAGACUAAGCCGCAGAGCGAGGUCGGCCGCACGUUACAGGAGGAGGGAGAACAGGAAUCCCGGGCCCGAGCUGCUGCAUGGGAAGUGAGCCACCUUCAGCUUCUCCGUGCCCUCGCUUCCAUUAUAAGGAAACCUGAGCAGGACAGAAGGACUGUGUUAUUCACCAGAGCAAUGACACACGCAUUUGCUGGUUGAUUGGGACAUUUGGGCUUUUACUUCUUCGUGAUGGACAGCAUAAUAAUCUCCUCUCAGCCCAGUGUGCUGAAUUUCAAAGUGCUUUCACAAGAGACUCUGCUGGAAGCUACUUGGGAGGUCCCUGGUUUUUCCCAUCAGCCAGUCUUAAUUGUCGGGAGAACAGCUCUCUUCCCUCCUUCUUGCCAGUCAUGCUCUCUGCUCUUUGGUGUAACCCAACCUCCAUGUGAUAAAUGCAUGCCUCUCAGCAUCCAGCUUUGCGUUUCAGGGAAAAUAAUACUAGCGCUGAGCCAGCCCCAAGUGUGGGGCUACAUUUUUGGCCAGAGGAGCUGCCUGGGACUGUGAGAGCAUCAUAAUGGAGGCUCCUGGCUGGCCGCCUCUUAGGGAGACCCUCUCCUCGUUUCUGCUGCCCCUUCCCUCACAGCGUUCCCCCACAGGCGUUUUCCUGAGUUCGUUUCCUUCAAAUACGGGGUUUUGUUUAAGGCCAUGACUGACCCUGUUGCCUCCCACCCUCAGUUUCUUGCCCAGUUAAAGCUCAUGGACUACAGCCUCCUGGUGGGAAUCCAUGAUGUGGAAAGAGCCGAACAGGAAGAGGUGGAGUGUGAAGAGAAUGACGGGGAAGAGGAUGGGGAGAGCGAUGGUACCCACCCUGUCGGGACCCCUCCGGACAGUCCUGGAAAUACACUGAACAGCUCACCGCCCUUGGCUCCAGGGGAGUUUGAUCCAAACAUUGAUGUUUAUGGAAUUAAAUGCCAUGAAAACUCGCCCAGGAAAGAGGUGUACUUUAUGGCAAUUAUUGACAUUUUGACUCAUUAUGAUGCAAAAAAGAAAGCUGCCCACGCCGCAAAAACUGUUAAGCAUGGCGCUGGUGCAGAGAUCUCGACCGUGAACCCAGAACAGUAUUCAAAGCGCUUUUUGGACUUUAUUGGCCACAUCUUGACGUAACCUCCCACAUGGCCUUGGACGGACAUGAGCACAGGAAGGAAAGAGGUGGCUUCGGUGUAGGAAAAAUGAAAACCAAACUCAGUGAAGCACACCUCCUCGUUUACAUCUUCAGGCCAAGAUGACUGAUUUGGAGGCUACUCGCUUUAACAGCUACCUGAUAUUUCCCAGCAUCGUUCUAGCUAUUUCUGACACGUGUGCGUGCGUGCGUGUGUGUGUGCCUGUGCGCGCGUGUAUGCGUGUAUCUUAAAAAAAUAAUUAAUUAAUUAAUUAAUGCAAACCGGUCAGCUUCAGUCAGAGUGCAUUUGGGCAACAACCCUCUGAUUCCAGCUGUGGAUGGAUGGAUGGAUGGAUGAGCACAUGUGGGGGGAGGGGGCGAAGGAAAUGCAUGUCAGACCAACCAUGUUGGCAUCACGCGAUAAACUGUGGAUCAGUUUAUUUUUUGGAGUUGAAAGAUGUGACAGUAUUCAUAAUAAUAAUGAAGAUAAUAAUAAUGAUGAUAAUAAUGAUGGUGAUUAAAAGAAAAAAACUUACUGCGAAUGUUACAUUUCUACCACGCACGCGGACACUCCUUAAUAGUUGCCCCCCAAGCCCCUGGCGCUGGGCGGGGGGUCGCUGGCAUCUCCAGCACGCCCUGGCUCAGGGUUCUGCCUCCACAGUGUCGGGGCUCCCGGCGUCCAGGGACAAAGACCCCUCCUCUAGCAAGAAGCUGAUGCCCCUAGUGACUCUUGUCUGUACAUUUUCACCUCAGUAAGUAUGUCCAGGAAAACUGCUUACUUCUCUUUUCUUGCCUGGAGCUUCUUCACUGUUACACUCUUAUGUUGCAAUAUAGGAAUUAAUGCUACAAAAUAAAAAUAAAGCUUACCUGCAAAGUGCAUAGUUUUGGGCAAUGGUAUCUACAUCUCCUACAGUGGGAAGGUGAGCAGAGCAUUAGAACUCUGAAUUCUGUUAACGAAGGCAAAUCUGAAUUCUAAGAUGUUUAUGUUUCACCAUUGGUUAAACAGUGGUAUUUUGUUAUCAAUUAUCCCUUUAACUGAAACCCUCAAUUUUACUGUUUACAUUAUUAGGAAAACAGGGAUAUUUUUGAAUCUAAAAAUUUAAUGUACAGCAUGUGAUUUUUUGAAGUUUACAUGUAAAGUCAUUUUACGGUGUAGGUGAAAUAAUGUUUGUCAUAUUUUGAAAUGUAUCCUGCAGUCAUGUUUUUGGGUGAAUGUUUUAUUCAAGUACAUGGUAGGCAGUCUUACACAAUAAAAGGAAAAGGGUUGUUUUGUUUCCUCCAGAUGUACAUUUAUCAACCUGAUGAUUUUUUUCUAAAUGUUUAACCCAAAUCUGGUUAUGUAAGUUCAUUGCCCUAAACUGUGCUGUGUUUUAAUCAGUUUAUAAAUUUCCAACAUCGAUCAUGUAUUUACCAACUUUCUGGCAUUUUCUGAAAGGCAUCAAGCUAAAAUAUUAGACUUGCUUAGAGUAGGUUGUCAACUUAUACACUGUGCUAAAGCUGUGCCUUUGAAAUUCUUUGUUUAAAACAUGAGAUGAUUUUUGUAGGCAGUUUCAGAAAAGAAAAAAAAAAAUCCACCUUUCAGUGAUUAGUUAUAACUCCGCAAACCGCCCCUGCCAUACUGCCUCUUCCAGGAACUUUACUUCAGGGCUUAUCAAGACUGCGACUGUGCCCACUGGGUGUGGGUUUACUUCGGAGAACACGGUGAUAGCAAAUCAGGAUCUCUGGAAGCCAGCAGCAACGCCAUUCUAUGACUAGUUACUGACUUCACCCAGGUUUGUUAGCCACGGUGGAUAAUGCUAUCGCCACUGGGCCAUGGUCAUCCAAAUCUGUAUUUCAUGCAUUCAAAUUAGUUGAGACUGUGAUCUGGGCCCCCACUCCCCCACCAUUCAUCCUGGCAUCGAGUCCCUUUCAGUGUUCUGAAGUUCUACGGUGGUUUCUUUGACCCAAGACUACAAAAGUGAGACCCUGAAGUAAAGAUAAGGUACACAUACAUUAUUUGAGUAACUAUUUCCUUUGUGGCCAGUCUGUGUAUGCUUUUAGAAGUUUACAAAAUGCUUUAUUUUUUGUAACAGUCUCUGUCGUUCAUUUCUGUCGAUAAACUAUUUGGACAGAGUGAGGAAGUUUGCCUUGUAUCUCCUAGUGCUAACAAUACACUCCAGUCAUGAGCCAGGCUUUACAAAAUAAAGCACUUUGAUGACUCACAA
Messenger RNA from Leptonychotes weddellii (Weddell seal), 3701 nucleotides. Lineage: Eukaryota; Metazoa; Chordata; Mammalia; Carnivora; Phocidae. The record is from RefSeq and is a predicted model, not a curated record.